GCCUCAUCAUCCGUCCCGGUCGGUUCCUUUGCGCUCCGUGCUGCAUCUCGAAUUCAACCGAAGCCUGUCGGCUCGUGUGUCACUUUCCCCCUGCCAAUUCACUGCCCCCAGGGCUCUUCUAGCUUUCACAGAAGCUCCAAUGGCGUCGCAAUCAAGUCUGAGCGGAAGCUCCGCUUCCAGCCCGAUCGACAAGCUUCAGGCCGGCCCGGAUGCGCUGCGGAAGGAGGCCGAGUCCUCGGCCGAGUUCGAGAAGCUGCAAGAGGAAGCUAAGAUCAGAAGGCUACAAGCAUUGCUAGCCGAACAAAACUCUCAGCCCAUGACCAUCAACCGUCUUCAGGUCCACGGUGCUACGAACACGAGACGAGGAUUCCUCGACCCCAUAUUCCAGCCGCUUCUGGCCGAGGAUGUCAACAGCAACUCCACCCUCGGUGAGGUGGCAGCUCGCCUAGGCGAUGCCAGAGGAAAGCUCGAGAGACUGGGCAUCUUCCACCCCGACCCCAAGGUCCACCUCAACAGCUCGAACCAGACCGACCCCUCGACCACCCCGACCGAUGUCGACGUCGACGUUGUCGUCAAGGAGCUCUCUCGCUACAAGUUCAACGCUGGAACCGAUGUCGGAAACAGCGAGGGUUCCGCCUACACCUCUUUGCUCUGGCGCAACAUUUUUGGUGGUGCCGAGCAGCUCACCGUUAACGCCAGCGCCGGUACAAGAACCCGUUCCGCCUACAGUGCGACCCUGAGCGCGCCGGUCCAGAGCAACCCCGACACUAGGAUUGCGCUCGAGGGGCUGGCGUCGGCGACCGACAAGUCAUGGGCCGCCCACGAGGAGGUUCUGAAGGGCGGAAACCUGCGCUUCUCGUGGCUCUCGGGCCCCAAGGACAUGCACUCCCUCGAGUACUCGGGCAUCUGGCGUCAAGUCACCGGCCUGCGCGACAACGCCAGCCCGACCGUCCGCGCCGACGCCGGAGAUUCGGUCAAGAGCUCCGUCAAGCACACAUACCAGCGCGACCAGAGGGACAACCCGCAGUUGCCGCAGAGCGGUUACGUUUUGAAGUCUGUCUUCGAGCUCGCCGGCGUCGGCCCGCUCGGCGGUGACGUCGCCUUUUCCAAGAAUGAGCUGGAAGUAGGCGGCGCUGUGCCCGUUCCCGUCCCCGGUGUCAAGGGACCUUCCGGUGUUUCCAUCGGCGGAGGCUUCCGGUUCGGCAUGCUGUAUCCCCUCCCUCUCGGCUUCUCCUCCGGGGGCAAGGCCCAGCCCAGCCGCAUCAACGACAGAUUCCAGCUCGGCGGGCCCACCGAUGUCCGCGGUUUCCACUACGGCGGUCUCGGACCCCACGACGGACAGGACUCGGUUGGUGGAGACGUGUUCGCGGCCGGCAGCGUGAACAUGCUGUUUCCUCUGCCGUACAAGGGCCCUGAAUCCUCGCUGCGUUUCCAAGUCUUUGCCAAUGGCGGCAGGCUUGUCGCGAUGCAGAACAAGACCAAGGGCGGCGACUCGCCGAGCAGUCUCGAUGCUGGGAGCGUUGCCAGCAGCGCCUGGAGAGCAGUAAGCGACCUGGCCACUGGCCUGCCGUCGACUGCCGCCGGUGUCGGUCUUGUGUAUGCUCACCCCGUGGCCCGCUUCGAACUCAACUUUAGUCUCCCGUUGGUUCUGCGACGCGGCGAGCAGGGCACCAAGGGACUGCAGGUCGGUGUCGGCAUCAACUUCUUGUAGAACUCAGAAUUCCCGGUGUCCCGUAAUGUCUAUUUGCUGGCAUACAGCACUGUCCCAGAAAUGCCCACUUUUGUACAACCAGAAUACUAUACUAUAGACGUUUCCAAAAUCUGAAGAGUUCAGACCGCUCGAAGCCAUCGCAUCUCGACCGCAGAGGACCACGCAAAUCUCAACCAUCCACGUAAUACGCAGCGUCGAUGGAUUACUUGCCCUUCUUGUCCCUCCAUGUCUGUAAUAUUCUCGCAUCACGGCCGCGCUUUUCGCUCAGUAGCCCUCACCCGGCAAAGAUUCCAAGGUAUCAUAACAUUCAUUUCCACAUAGUUCUAGGUGAACCCGGACACCUCCGACAACAUUCCACUCACCCGGACGGCUACCGCCCUCAGGCUGUGCAGAGUCAUCUGCAGGGAUAGGACAUCUCCCUGUGUAU
Colletotrichum destructivum is the source of this 2138-nucleotide messenger RNA. RefSeq names its product Putative bacterial surface antigen (D15), surface antigen D15. The transcript is spliced from 4 exons. Bases 140 to 1711 code for a protein of 523 amino acids. Gene Ontology annotation, biological process: protein insertion into mitochondrial outer membrane. Gene Ontology annotation, cellular component: outer membrane. The record is from RefSeq and is a predicted model, not a curated record. Lineage: Eukaryota; Fungi; Ascomycota; Sordariomycetes; Glomerellales; Glomerellaceae.